Mycena citricolor is the source of this 5767-nucleotide messenger RNA. The record is from the annotation of a GenBank genome assembly. Lineage: Eukaryota; Fungi; Basidiomycota; Agaricomycetes; Agaricales; Mycenaceae.
GUCGGUGUCAUGAACGCAACCCAAACCUCUUACCUGGAAAAUAACUUUGGACCAAGCUCUGAACUCGUAGACAUCAACUUAUUUUCGCAAACCAAGCCAACCACUGUCGAUUUCGCCACAUCUUCUCUCGAAAUCGCAACAGAGUGCAGUGUCAAUGACAUCCGAGAUUCUUUGACCGAGAUAAACGAUGAUCCAAAAUCCAUGGCCUAUCUCAUAAGAUCUCAUGAAGCGGCUGUUGCUGCCCUACACACAACCAGUACCGCAAGAAGCAGGAAGCGCCAUGUCGUUCCGGAAGUACCGAAAACAUCGCCGCAAGUCAUCUCUCUGCAGAAAGAGCUUGACGAGAUAGCUCUCGAGGCCUGGAAAUUACAUCCCAGCGCCCGGAUCUUCGUACGGCCGGUAAAGACAUCGGACCAGAAUACCCUUAAUCACGUUAAAACUGCAAGAGGCGAUGAUGCUGCUCGACUGUCGAAUGACUCGUGCCAAGCUCUCAUCACUGUCACUGUGUACAACAAGCUGAGUUGGAGACAGACGCAUGUUACAAGAUCCUCGCGACAUGUCUUUCUCUCUUCUCAAAGCCUUGGCGAUAUCUACGAUGCGUUCCCCUGCACUUCCAACGAGUUGCCGGAAGAGAUAUUGCAACACGAUAGAAUAACAGGUUAUGGCGAUGGUCCUCCUGCUCGACCAGGCUGUGUCAUGCUCAUCGGAGACCUGGCUUACGGAGAUGGAGAAAGUGAGGAGGACUAUGCAGACAAACUUGUCAAGCACCUCAGGCUGUCUCAGGAUCCCCCUGGCAUAAGCAGAGCUGCCACUUCAAUGCACGACACUCCGCUGAGUUCACUUUCUCUUCGUAUCGGCGAGCCCUACUGGCUGCUUCACCACGGAAAUUGCGAACACUUCCUGGUCAUUAAUCAGAUUCGACAACAAACUCCUUCAGAUGUCAUAUUGGCGUAUCCGCUGACCCUCCAAAUUGUGCCUCCCCUCCUCGAUGCAUGUCGUGGAUGCAUAAAGACCCCCGCUAUAUGGGCCAUUGUCAACGAUGAGCGUCUGGGAGAAACUCCGUGCCCGAUGUGUGGUCCGUGUUGGACCAACAUGGGCAAGUCAGAUGACGACAAAGUGGUUGUAGUGCCCUUGCCCAAGUACGAGUUAGGCUGGUAGCAUAUCCUGUAUCUCUUUGCAAAACCCGACAUUCUGUUCGCUCUGUAUCUGACGUGACCGCCUCUUGGAAUGGAUGAGCUGCCACACGUGAGCGCGUCCUGUCAUCACCUUGAGAUCUCAGCUUCCUUGGCCAAUAUCGCCACACUCGCGGCCAUGGAAGGGUCCACGUCGGAGCUCCUUGAAUCGCUUGAGCUUGCUCCAGACCUUGUAUCCUGGAUCAACGACACUAUCUCACCCUCACUGUCCGCCGAGCCAUUCGAGCUCGUCGAGUUGGAUCACCAUGUAAACCACCUCGUAUCGACUCUCGACCUCGCCUGUGAAGACACCUCAUCCGACCUCGAACGAAUCAUCGACGAGGUUUCUCGCGGGGUACCACGUCUCGCAUAUGACCUUCAUUUCAUGAAGGACGGUGCCAUAUCUCUUCAGACGUCGCUUCUUCAAGUAUCUGCGCGCUCGCACGACUCUAUUCCCCAAUCGACACGCGCAGCGCUGGACUUGCUGCAACAGCUCGACACCAUCAAGACACGGAUGGAGGCUGCACGGGAUGUUCUUCGGGAAGCAGAGAGUUGGAGCACGCUGGAGAUGGAGGUCAUCUCGCUUUUGGGGGAGAAGAGCUAUGCCAAGGCGGCUGAACGACUUUCCGACGCAAGUCGGAGCAUGGCUGUCUUUCACAACACACCGGAGUACGAUCCGCGUAAGACUCUGAUGGUCAACCUGCAGAAUCAGCUGGAGGCUGCGUUGAGCUCUGCCCUCGUCGCCGCUAUCAAUAUCCACGAUUUGGCAGCAUGCAAAAACUACUUCUCCAUCUUCGCCAACAUACAACGGGAAACAGAGUUUCGUAAUUAUUACAACGGGGCGCGGCGGUCGUCUGUUGUAUCGACAUGGCAGGAAGCGCAGAUCAUUGAAGUAGAGGCUGCUGGGCACGGUGAUGAAGGCCAGACUCUCGCUGAGUUUAUGCCGAAAUUCUAUGGGAGUUUCCUGGGCCUACUGAAUAUCGAACGCACCUCCAUUCCAUCCAUCUUCCCUGAUGCGACGCCGACAUUGUCGAACUUGAUCAUCUCUGUUCUUUCGGCGCUCCAGCCAACAUUUUCGCAACGUCUCGCCACUGCGCACUCCCACUAUGGCGACACAGCUCUCAAAGCCUUGAUUCCCAUCCUGCGUUCCACUGCAGAAUUCGCGUCAGGCGUCGAGAAGAUCAUGGAGAAGCUCCGUUACUCUUCUGUGUUUUCCCCCUUGGAGAGUCCAAACCCUGGGAUUACGACUGAAUCUACAUCGGGUCACAGUCGGCGGCGUUCGAUGCGUUUAUCGAUGUCCUGGCGAAUGGUCCCGACUCGAUCAACGUCGAGCGGGCUGCUCGCCUCUAAAUCGGGACUGGGUAUUUCGGAUGACUUGGAAUGGGAGCAGGAGCUCUUCCAGCCAUUCCUUGACUUUCAAACUGACUUUGGUUCCCUUGAACGACGACUGCUCGAUCACACACUCCGCGAGAUCAUCUCUGCAGACACCCGGGACAGGAUAUCCGACUCUGAUCGUGCUCGAUUGCUCAGGGAGAGAGCGGUCGAUGUUUUUAGCGUCGCCGACGAGAGCAUGGGGCGUUGUCUGGCAUUCACAUACGGCUAUGGGGCAGUUGGCCUGGUUCGUGCUCUGGAUGGAUUCUUCCAGUCGUUCAUUGAUAUGUGGACCGCUGAAAUGCGGAUCGGCCCUUCAGGAUCUUCUCACGCGGAGCCCCUCGGGUCGGAAGAAGCGCUGUCCAAUCUGGACUAUACCUCGGAGGACUGGGCCCUGAUACAGCUCUCCCUCUCUAUGCUCUCGUCUGCAAAAGUAGUCUUUGAUCGAAUGCUUGUCUUUGAGACAAAGCUUCGCUCGAAUCUAGGACAGGUCGCUGCAACAUUCCGCCAGGCUCGCCAUGAUCCGUCGAAUUUCGCGAUUGCCAGUUCCAGAGGGGAAAGCCAGCUAUUGGAACAGUCAACGUUGAACUCGGCUGAGCUACAUUCACUUCUGGAGCUUGUCGAACAAGAUCCGUCGAACGCACGAGAUUUAUCGGGAGCGGCAACAGGAAUGCGCCACGGGCCUUCCGGAAAUGCUAUCCCUCUCCUGACUGGAACCCGGGAAGGUAUUUCUCUAUUCGCCAAGGCAUGCCAGAUGUCCUUCCAAAGCACCAUCCUAUCUCCCUUGAUGCAUCUCCUGGCCUCGUACGCUUCUCUGCCACUGUGGACAGCCCCAGGCGAUCCAAAAGCAAAGAAAACCUUGAACGCCAAUGAACUGGCCGUUCCCAACUUUUCUCUGUCCCAGAGUGACACCAUCCACAAGCUAUGUGAAGGCUUGCUGAACCUUCCUCGGCUGUUCGAGGACUACGCAACAGACGAUGCGCUCUCUUUCUCUCUGCAGACUCUCCCACACAUCGAUCCGGAGAUUCUCAAAACAGUUUCGGAACUCUCCGAAUCUGGUGCAGACCCAGCUGCCUCUCCGGGCCACAGGCGCCGAGCAUCGCUGUCGUCAGUAAAAUCGGCCACGGAACCUUUAGAUCCCGAGUUGGUUGCCUCGGCGUGGCUUUCAUCUCUAGGUCACACUUUGCUCUCUCAUUUGACCUCAUCUGUUCUCCCCAAAAUUUCUACGCUUUCGCCUGCAGGCGCCGCUCAGCUAGCUUCGGACCUGGGAUAUCUGUCAACAAUAGUCCGAGCCCUCAAUGUCGAAUUUGAGGAUCUCGAAAGAUGGAAGGAAUGUGCUGAAAUGCAAGAUGACACGGGCAAAAAGGAGAGCAUUGAGAACGAGGAUGAUGUUAUCUUACGCCAUAUAAGUAGGAUGCGGGGAUGGACCAAGUAGAUACCGUGGGAAAGACUUGCCGUUACAGGGAUUCCACAUCACUGGCACUGACCUCUGAUUCAUUCCACAAUGACCUCUGUCGGUAAACUUUCCCGAGAGGAGUUCCGUCGUCAGAAGGACCUCGAUGCGGCGCGCAAGGCAGGAACGGCGCCUGCGGCUCUCGAUGAGGAGGGAAAACCCAUCAACCCUCACAUUCCCCAGUACAUUUCGCAAGCACCAUGGUAUCUCGAUACUGGCGCUCCGUCUCUCAACCAUCAGCGGAAACUCGAUACCGACACGGAUGUCAAAACUAUCAAUGACUGGUACGACCGAGGCGCCAAGGCCGGGCCUGCAGCCAAAAAAUACCGCAAGGGCGCAUGCGAGAAUUGCGGGGCGAUGACCCACAAGAAGCAAGACUGCCUCGAACGACCGCGGAAACGGGGUGCCAAGUUCACCAACAAGGACAUCCAGGCGGACGAAGUCAUUCAGCAAGUUCCGACCGGGUUUGACGCGAAGCGGGACCGGUGGAACGGCUACGAUGUUGCAGACCACAGCAGAGUCUACGAGGAGUACGCUGCCAUUGACGCCGCUCGACAAAAGCUUCGCGAGGAAGAGAUUGAUAACCAAACCACGACGGACCUCGCGGCAGUUAGGAAGGUGGCCAAGGCCAUCAAGCCCGAAGGAGAUGCGGAUUUUGGCUCGAGCGACGAAGAGGAUGCAGACGAGGACAAAUACGCUGAUACAGCAGACGCGGUCGGACAGAAACUGGAUACCAAGACACGCAUAACCGUCCGCAAUCUUCGUAUUCGUGAAGACACUGCCAAGUACCUCAUCAACUUGGAUCCCGAGAGUGCGUACUACGACCCCAAAACACGUUCUAUGCGAGAUGCGCCUGUCAAGAAUGUCCCACCUGAAGAGGCUCGAUUCGCGGGAGACAAUUUUAUGCGAUUUUCUGGUGAAUCUGAUGACAUGCAGAGAUUGCAGCUCUUUGCUUGGCAAGCCGCAGCGCGCGGAAACGAUGUCCACCUCAACGCGAAUCCCACACAAGGUGAACUGCUGCACCAGCAAUUCAAGCAGAAGAAAGAGGAGCUGCGGGACACGUCCAAGAUAAGCAUAUUAGCGAAAUAUGGCGGCGCCAAGUACCUGCAGACUGCUCCGAAAGAGCUGCUCCAGGGACAGACGGAGAACUACGUUGAAUAUUCUCGCACGGGCCAGGUCAUCAAGGGCCAGGAGAAGGUCAAGGCACGAUCCAAGUACGCUGAGGACGUGUACAUCAACAACCACACCAGCGUUUGGGGCUCGUGGUACGACCCAGGCAGCAGCUCAUGGGGCUAUGCGUGCUGCCAUUCAGUCAUCCACGUCUCCUACUGCUCCGGGCAGGCAGGUAUCGAUGCUGCCAUCGCCUCCAGCGCAAAACAUCUGCUUUCAUCGCAGCCGGAGACACCCGUCUCCCACGACAUCGCUGAGCGCGAACGCAUCGAGCAGAAUUACUCGAAGAAACGGGUCGGAGAAGGCGAGGUGCAGCUGGACGAGAAUCGGUUGGCCAAGGCGCUGAGCGAGGAGAAGAAGAGGAAAAAUCGCGUAGACGACGAUGACGACCGAACAGGCAAAAAACGCAAGAACGUCGGUGCUCACGAUGUGACGGAAGAGGAGCUUGAGGCUUACCGGAUGACCCGUAAGAUGACGGAGGACCCGAUGGCCAACUAUGUUGACACCGACCUCUGAUGUGCUUCGCGCCUGUAUUUCUAGUCAUCAUACACUGUAUCUGUACACUGAAGUAUAUCAAUAAUUAGGACGUCGUGUGUUUUCG